AUGCCCCCAGGCCAGGUCCUUCCUAUCACAUUCUCGCUCCUCCUCUGCUCUCUGCCACCAACUUCACCAAACCUUACCUUCCUUUCCACUUGCACUUGCUCUUGCACUUCCACUUUCCCUGACCUCUCACGACGGACCCUUUUUUUCUUCUCCUUCACACACCCGUUCCAACCAUCAUCACUUCCGAAUACACUCCCGACCGUCGAUUCUCUCAUUCUUGUCUGCGUACUGAACCGCUUCGCAAGCUCCGACUGUCAUUUAUUGACUCGAGUCCGACGCUCCUUCUCAACCCAUUCGCGCGCCUCAUUGCCGUGA
Fusarium mangiferae is the source of this 315-nucleotide messenger RNA. RefSeq lists its product as uncharacterized. The transcript has 2 exons. Bases 1 to 315 code for a protein of 104 amino acids. Lineage: Eukaryota; Fungi; Ascomycota; Sordariomycetes; Hypocreales; Nectriaceae. The record is from RefSeq and is a predicted model, not a curated record.